Oikopleura dioica is the source of this 318-nucleotide messenger RNA. Lineage: Eukaryota; Metazoa; Chordata; Appendicularia; Copelata; Oikopleuridae. The record is from the annotation of a GenBank genome assembly.
AUGGAAAUUUUGCCUGGCCAGGCUGAAAACAGAAAAACCUUGUGUCUUUCGUGGCGAUGGUUCGACAAAUUAUUUCCUUUGCAGAGGCCUGCUUGGAACGAAGCAAUGGCUUUUUCCGACGAAGAAAGGAUGCUUAUGGAAGUAACUGGCUGGACAAAAGAACAGCUUUUCAAUGGACUGAAGAAAUAUUCUGAAGAAUUGUCAAGAUACUACACGAUCGCCAGGGUUAUCAGAAUAUUUUUCGUCGCCGUAUUCUUUCUUUUCGGGACACUCAUCACCCUUGCUGAACUUGGUAUUAUAACAUCGAAAAAAGACUGA